Molecule: messenger RNA, 830 nt
Organism: Cornus florida
Lineage: Eukaryota; Viridiplantae; Streptophyta; Magnoliopsida; Cornales; Cornaceae
Product: organ-specific protein P4-like
Exons: 2
Coding region: 30-662 (210 amino acids)
Source: RefSeq, a predicted model, not a curated record
GUGGAGUUUCCCUAUAGUGUUGUUAAGACAUGGAAUCAUGUUUUGCUUUCUUCAUUCUCUUCUCACUUGUCCUGUUUGCUACAACUAUAGAUGCAAGAAAAGACCCUGGUGAAUAUUGGCAAGGCAUAAUGAAAGAUCAGCCAAUGCCCGAAGCAAUUCAAGGCCUCGUCUAUAAGGGUUCACUAGUGUUGCCUCUCUCCAACAAGAAAACCGACUGUCACACGUCAUCCGAGGUCAGAAACGUCAAUGCUCAUGAUCAUAUUGUCAAGGAUUCUGAACAUGCAAAAGAGCAGCCAUUUGUUAAGGACUUCAAUCCACAACCAAGUGCCACAGUCUAUCGCGAUGACACUAAACUUUCAGCUUUUGUUAAGGACUUUGAUCCACAGCCAAGUACCACAGUUUACCGCGAUGACACUAAACUUUCAGCUUUUGUUAAGGACUUUGAACCACAAACAAGUGUCAAAGUCUACCGCGAUGACACUAAACUUUCAGCUUUUGUUAAGGACUUUGAACCACAACCAAGUGUCACAAUCUACCGCGAUGACACUAAACUUUCAACUUUUGUUAGGGAUUUUGAUCCACAACCAAGUGCCACAGUCUACCGUAAUGAUGAUAAGCUCACAGAAGAGAAAUCUUUUGUGAAAACUUUGAGCAUAAGCUAGGGAGAGCCAGCUGAGGCUAAUGUAACUAUCGUUCUCUACUUCAUUUACGCUAUGUAAUAAGUAGAUGAUCUAUUAUAUAUGUUUGUAUGCAUCUAUUGUGAAGUGUGUGAUGAUGUUCAUUUGGCUUGAAUAAAAGGAGUCUGCUGCUUUUCUCUUGUUUGUAAAUAA